AUGCGUUUCUCCCGCUCCGUGGCCGCCAGCGCCGUCGUGGCCGUCGCGUCCGCUGACAACUACUUUGGUUUCAACUCGGGUGCCCUCAAGGACGAUGACUCUGCCAAGUUCAAGGCCGACUUCGUCCAGGAGAUGACCACGGCCCAGAACCUUGUUGGCGCCCCCGUCACCUUCAACGCUGUGCGUCUGUACACAAACAUCCAGGCCUACUCCACCACCGACCCCAUUGAGGCUUUCGAGGCCGCCGUCGAGACCGGCACCUACCUUUUGCUCGGUAUUUGGACCUCGGGCACUACCUCCAUCGAGAAUGAGAUGACCGCCCUCAAGGCUGGUCUCGACCAGUACGGCUCUGAGCUGGCUGACCUCAUCAUUGGUAUGUCCAUUGGUAGCGAGGAUCUCUACCGUAACUCGGCCACUGGUGUUGCCAACUCGGCUGGUGUUGGUGCCGAUCCCGAUGUCAUCGUCGGCUUCAUCAACGACUUCAAGUCGGCCUUUGCCGACACCUUGAUCGCCAACGUCCCCAUCGGACACGUCGACACUUGGGACGUCUGGCCCAAUGCUACUAACAAGCCCGUCCUCGAUGCCGUCGAUUGGAUUGGUGUUGACGAGUACCCCUACUACGAGUCCGGCAAGGGCAACGACAUCUCCAACGCUGGCACUCUCUUUGACACUGCCUACGAUGCGACUCUUGCUGCUGUUGGUGACAAGCCCGUCUGGGUUACCGAGACUGGCUGGCCCUACACCGGUGAGACCUGGGACGAGGCUGUCGCUAGCGUUGAGAAUGCCAAGUACUACUGGGACGAGGUUGGUUGCCGCCGUCUCUUCAACCAGGUCAACACUUUCUGGUACAACCUCCGUGAUUCCAACUCGGCCAACGAGAUGAAGUUCGCUAUUACCGACAACCUCUCGACCGAGGCCCGAUUCAAUCUGUCCUGCCCUGCUACUUUCGAUACCCCCUCUUCCACCUCGACUGGCUCUGCUACCGGCACCGCCACUGGUAUCCUGACUGCUUCCGCAACUGGCACGGGUGCUUCUUCCACCGGCACUUCCUCCUCUGGCUCUUCCAGCAGCGGCAGCAGCAGCGGAUCUUCUUCCAGCGCUUCGUCCACGAGCGCUGUCGGCACCUCUGAUGCCAUCUCCCGCGGCUCAGUCUCGGCUGUCUCUGCCGUCAUUGCCUUGAUGGGUGCUGUUUUCCUGCUGUAA
Messenger RNA from Pestalotiopsis fici W106-1, 1203 nucleotides. RefSeq lists its product as uncharacterized. NCBI's taxonomy places the organism in Eukaryota, Fungi, Ascomycota, Sordariomycetes, Amphisphaeriales, Sporocadaceae. The transcript has a single exon. Gene Ontology annotation, molecular function: 1,3-beta-glucanosyltransferase activity; glucan endo-1,3-beta-D-glucosidase activity. Bases 1 to 1203 code for a protein of 400 amino acids. The record is from RefSeq and is a predicted model, not a curated record. Gene Ontology annotation, biological process: carbohydrate metabolic process; cell wall organization. Gene Ontology annotation, cellular component: extracellular region; fungal-type cell wall; cell surface.